AUGCCAGCACCGGCUCUGAUUUGCGCGCAGAUCCAGAUCAGCAUAAAGCUACUUGAAAAGCUGGCCGGCAUCAAGCGGGAGGAGCCGCAGCAGCAGCGGCGACCACAGCGAGGCCCCCAGGGCGCCGGCCUAGGCCGCUUGCCGCUCACACCACCAGACAUGACGGCCUUUUCCCUGGAUCCAGAGCUGCGCGGGGCGCUGGCAGCCAGCAGGCGCGUUGGGUCGCUGCUGCUCAAGGCUGAGGAGCAGGAGAUGGAGAAGGUAGCCGCGGCAGCCGACGACCUCAUUCGGCGCGAGUACAGCACUCCCGCGCGUGAGGUGCCAUGCCAGCGGGAGCGGGAUGCGUGCAUCAACUGCUAUCAACACCACAAGCAGGAUGCGUGGGCGUGCGCGGAGAUGGUGGAUGCCUACGCCAGCUGCGCCAGCGCCGCCUAUCAAGAUCUGACUGCGUGA
Molecule: messenger RNA, 453 nt
Organism: Monoraphidium neglectum
Lineage: Eukaryota; Viridiplantae; Chlorophyta; Chlorophyceae; Sphaeropleales; Selenastraceae
Exons: 4
Coding region: 1-453 (150 amino acids)
Source: RefSeq, a predicted model, not a curated record